CGCAUCCUCUUCAGCUGUAUGUGCGUGCAUGUGUAUGUGUGGGUGUGUGCGUGUGUGUGUUUGUAAGCGCCUCCGUGCAAUCUAUUAAGUGUUGUAUAUCAAAUAUCAAUUGAAUAUAGUGAAGAAAUCAAACAGGCGUCCGACCGCUCGCAUUCUAUCCAAAAUAAUUGUUGUUUUACACAAGCGCGAGUUUCCGUUGUGCUCUGUCUCUGUGCCGUUUGUUGUUGCUAUUGCUAUUGCUAUUUGUUGUUGUUGUUUCUGUGUAUCUGUUGACGGCAACGCGCAACGGCCAACUGAUGAAUUUCAAUUGUUUUCAUUAAACGCAACAAAAAAAAGAAAAGAAAAAUUUAUGCGCGCGCCGCACGCCCCAAACGACGCCCCGUCACAGUAGCAGCACACGCACACACGCCCAAGAUCCAGCUUGAAAUCAAACACAACACAACGCAACAAAAUCAAAGUAACAAAUGGCCUCCAAUAGUUUUGGCAACGUUGCUGCCGCUGCAGCGAUGACCUCCUCCACGUCCUCUGCCUCAGCCGCUGCCGCUGUCUCUGUCUCUGCCUCCGCAGCUGCAGCAGCGGCAGCAGUAAAUGCUGAUUUGUGGCGCGAAUGCGUUGCCUGGUUGGUACGUUGCAAGGUGAUACCCACGGAUCACAAGGCUGCGCUGCCGGAUGCCGAGAUACGCAUACUGGCCAUGACACUGCGCGAUGGUGUGCUGCUCUGCAACCUGGUCAUCCAUCUGGAUCCAAGCAGCAUGGAUGCACGCGAAUUCAAUCGCAAGCCACAAAUGGCACAGUUUCUGUGCUGCAAGAACAUCAAAUUGUUUCUGGACGUCUGUCACAAUCAUUUCAACAUACGCGACGGGGAUCUCUUUGAGCCAACGAUGCUCUAUGACUUGACCAACUUUCAUCGCGUGCUCAUCACUCUCUCCAAGCUGUCGCAGUGCCGCAAGGUGCAGCAGAUGCAUCCAGAGCUGCUGGGCUUCAAUCUGCAGCUGUCGCCAAGUGAACGUUCCCAUUCGGAUGAGGCCAUUUACAAGGAUUUGCAUUCCACCAAUGACAUGAAGAAAACUGGAAGCAUCGAUGCCACCGGAUCAUCAUCGUCGGAAUAUUACGAGCGCACCUCGCACAGCGGCUCACUGUCCGUAGAGGAUGAGAACAGCGAUAUAACGAUUGAGAAUGGCACCGAGGACAUUGACGAUUAUAUCGAGGACUCACUGUCCAACAUGUGUGAUACAGCGAUCGACAAUGACUCCGUCAUCGUUGACGUCAACCAAUCCGUCCAGGGACAAUUGCGUGCUCUCUCCUUUGACCUGACCCUCGACGUGGCCCACAACACCAGCCAAAUGGACUGUGUGACACCGACACCGACACCAACACCACAAAUGGAGGCGCCACCCAAGGCGAGCACUUCGGCAGCUGCCGCCGCUGAGGCAGCAGCAUCAACAGCAUCCAUGACAUUUGCAUCAUUUUCUGGGUGUGAUAAGCGACAACAUCAUGCAUCCACCAGCUCCUCAUCAUCGUCGCUGUUUGUGAGCGAAAGCCAGAAAUUGCAGCGAGCUGCCGCUGCUGUCUACAACUAUAGAUCCUCGAUCCAGAUGUCAACGGAACACGAAUACGCGUACAUCAAUGACAUCUACAGCGAGGAUGAUGAAAAGGUUUAUGAGGAUUUGUGCUACGUUACGUUCCAGUCAAAGGUCAAACCAGAGGUUACCACCGACAAUAUUGCAUGCAAUGGAACCGUUUAUGAUCACACGAACACAAAAGAAGAGGAGGUCUAUCAAGAUUUGUGCGCCCUGCACAGAACGAGUAGAGGCCAGACAACAUCGACGACCAGCUUUGAGCAGCGAGAUUAUGUCAUACGCGAACUCAUCGAUACGGAAUCCAACUAUCUGGAUGUACUCAAUGCACUUAAGGCCAAGUUCAUGCUUCCGCUGGAACGGCAUCUUAAUCAGGACGAACUGCGGAUCAUCUUUCCACGAAUACGGGAGUUGGCUGACAUACACACCAAAUUUCUUGAGAAGCUACGCGAAUCGCUGGCGCCCAUGACAAAGCAAAAGAUGGGACAGGUAUUUCUCGAGUUUCGGGAACCCUUUCUCAUCUACGGCGAGUACUGCUCCUGUCUGUUGAAUGCCAUAGAUUAUCUGGCCGACGUUUGCAAAAAAAAUCAGAUAAUUGAUCAGCUGGUGCAGAAAUGUGAGCGUGAAUACAAUGUGGGUAAGCUGCAGCUGAGGGAUAUACUCUCAGUGCCAAUGCAGCGCAUUCUCAAGUAUCAUCUGCUGCUGGACAAGCUGGUGAAGGAGACGUCACCCCUGCACGAGGAUUACCGGUCGCUCGAGCGUGCCAAGGAUGCCAUGAUCGAUGUGUCACAGUAUAUUAAUGAGGUUAAGCGCGAUUCAGAUCAUCUGGUCAUUAUACAAAAGGUCAAGGACAGUAUAUUCGAUUUGAAUUUGCCGCAAAACGGCAAUGAUCUGCUGCAAUACGGACGCCUGCUGCUGGACGGUGAUCUGCACAUUAAGGCGCACGAGGAUCAGAAGACCAAAAUGCGUUAUGCAUUUGUCUUUGAUAAAAUUCUAAUACUUGUCAAAUCGUUGCACAUUAAAACUGGCGACAUGCAGUACACAUAUCGUGACUCGCACAAUCUCGCCGAUUAUCGCGUGGAGCAAAGUCACUCGAGACGUACACUUGGUCGGGAUACGCGCUUUAAGUAUCAGCUGCUGUUGGCUCGCAAAUCCGCCAAAACUGCAUUCACCCUCUAUCUAAAGUCGGAGCCGGAGCGUGACAAAUGGCGCAAAGCGCUCACCGAGGCCAUGGAAAACUUGGAUCCACCGGGUUGUCGUAAUACGGAUCACAAAAUGGAAAUUUAUACCUUCGAUGCGCCCACCACGUGUCGGCAUUGUUCCAAAUUUCUGAAGGGGCGCAUACAUCAAGGAUAUCGCUGCAAGGUAUGCCAAAUUAGUGUGCACAGGGGUUGCAUCUCAUCCACAGGUCGCUGCAAACAGAAUCCGGUUAGCAUACCACCGCCUGUAUGCGAUCGCCAGUUGUCCGAGUUCAAUUGGUUUGUGGGCAACAUGGAUCGGGAAACGGCCGCCAAUCGAUUGGAGAAUCGUCGCAUUGGCACAUACCUGCUGCGUGUGCGUCCACAGGGUGCCUCCUCGCCACACGAGACCAUGUAUGCCCUCAGUUUAAAAACCGAUGAUCAUGUCAUCAAGCACAUGAAAAUCAAUCAGGAGAACGAUGGCGAGUCCAUGCUGUACUGCUUAUCCUCACGACGCCAUUUCAAGACCAUUGUGGAGCUGGUUUCCUACUACGAGCGCAACGACCUGGGCGAAAACUUUGCUGGGCUGAAUCAAUCGUUGCAGUGGCCCUUCCGUGAAGUGAUUGCCACAGCGCUGUACGAUUACGAUCCGAAAGCCGGAAGCAAUCAGCUCCAACUGCGCACUGAUUGUCAGGUACUUGUGAUUGGCAAGGACGGCGACAGUAAAGGCUGGUGGCGAGGCAAAAUUGGUGAUACGGUUGGCUAUUUUCCCAAGGAAUACGUGCAGGAGCAUCCUGUGACCAGCGAUGAACUUUGAUAUUACAACUAUGAGGUUUACUUUGCACCGAAGGCGACAACGCCAAAUGCGGCCAUUUCUGAAAUACCUGUAGCUGUACAAGCAACAAAUAAGGAGUCAAUCCACGACUACCACUACUACUACAACAAUAACAAUAAUAAUAACAACAACGUCAGUUAGAGGAACAACAACAACAGCAACAAGAAGCGAUUUUUGUUGCACUUAGUUAAAAUAUACAGAAAAACAAUUUUUUUUAUUACUAUUAUUAUUAUUAUUAUUAUUCUCUUUUUAUGUGCAUUUAAUUUUGCGUUGCUCGAAACGUUUGUGCCAACAACAGAACAAUUAUGAAUGCAUCACUGAAUGUUCUAUAAACUUUUAAAGUUAUUUUUUUUUAACUAAUUAUAUAUUGCAAUAUAUAUACAUCUAAAAUCUAUGUAGCAUGUAAGUACGUAUAUGUAAACUGUACGGGCGUGUUCAACAGUUUCAUUUAUUUAAUUUAACGUGUAUUUGCUGCUACUCGUCUUUAUACCCACAAAUAUUUCCAUGUUCUAUAUUGCGCUGCAUAUAAAUAAUUAGGUCAAAACCAAAUGGAUGACAAAAAAAAAAAAAGAAAAAUGAGAUACAGAUUAACAGAAUGCGCUGUGCAGCAUUUCAUACAAGAAGCUUUAAACUUUAUAUACUUGUACUGUAUACUAUAUAUAACAAGCUAUAUAUACUUACAAAUGUAAUGAACGUGUUAUUAUGUAUGUAUAAUGCUUUAAUUUUAUGUAUAAUUUGAAACGGAAAUGUUAACAAAACAUAAGCAACGUAGCAACAAUUGUGCGCAACAACAAAAAGCUUUAGAAAAUUAACAAGAAACAAACAAAACAUUUACUUACAUAUACUACUUAUAUACAUACUAACUUAAAUGUACCUAGGAGCCAACAAAUGCAGCUGACCUCGAAUCGGGUCUGAUUUGCAAAUUAGUUAGUCGACUUUACAAAGAAAAAUGUUAAGCAUAUACUAAACAAGUAUAACAUAUGCAUACAUAUAUACUUAAAUGAGACUUUUAAUAAUAUAUAUAUAUAUAUAUAUAUAUAUCUAAUCAUUUCCACAACAGUUUCUUGCACAGUUACGAAAGGUGUUUGCGUUCUGUUCUCUUGCACUUUGGCACUUUUGAGCAAUAAUAUUAACAACGACAACUGCAUUAAGCAGAAUAAAAAAAAGGAAAUAAGAAAGUUGGUUUCAAUCCUAAGAGUAUAUGUAUACGUGUAUGGUUUCAUAUAUAACUAUAUAUACAUAUACUUAUAUGUAUACAUCGCGGUGAUUUUCACUUGCAUUGUCUAACAACAAUUUGUGCAAAUUGCACAAUUGAUUCAUUCUUUUUAACUCAAAUAAUUCCGCAAUAUGCAUUUACAAAUGCACAAAUGCACUCCAUUGUACUCUCAGUCUCUUUCUCUCUCUCAAUUCCUUUCAAUCACUAUUUCGCCCCACUUUCCCUCUGUUUCCCUCUAUAUGAUAAUUAUGUAUGUGUAUGUACUGAAAAUAUUGUUCGGCAGCUGAAAUAAUUUAGAAAAAACAUUUAUUAGGAAUAACCUUACGAAAACAAAUCGAAAAUAUGCCACAAAAUGUGUAUCUGGCCCACUGUUUCAGGGCUGUUUUAGUAAUUAAUUAAUUUUAUUGAAAUUUGUCGCUUCCAGUUCUAUGCCAACGUAACAAAAUGUAUCAAAUGUUAAUGAUUUUUGUUUAACAAACACACGCACACAAAACGCGCUAAUAAAGGACUUUGUAUGAUUUGUUGUUCAAAUGAAAAAAA
Drosophila innubila is the source of this 5346-nucleotide messenger RNA. It is a transcript of the gene Vav, whose product is annotated as protein vav. Gene Ontology annotation, molecular function: protein binding; guanyl-nucleotide exchange factor activity. Bases 465 to 3572 code for a protein of 1035 amino acids. Gene Ontology annotation, biological process: cell migration; regulation of GTPase activity. The transcript is spliced from 12 exons. Lineage: Eukaryota; Metazoa; Arthropoda; Insecta; Diptera; Drosophilidae. The record is from RefSeq and is a predicted model, not a curated record. Gene Ontology annotation, cellular component: cytoplasm.